Messenger RNA from Sphaeramia orbicularis (orbiculate cardinalfish), 1180 nucleotides. It is a transcript of the gene apobec2b, whose product is annotated as apolipoprotein B mRNA editing enzyme, catalytic polypeptide-like 2b. Gene Ontology annotation, cellular component: nucleus; cytoplasm. Bases 93 to 905 code for a protein of 270 amino acids. The transcript is spliced from 4 exons. Gene Ontology annotation, biological process: cytidine to uridine editing. NCBI's taxonomy places the organism in Eukaryota, Metazoa, Chordata, Actinopteri, Kurtiformes, Apogonidae. The record is from RefSeq and is a predicted model, not a curated record. Gene Ontology annotation, molecular function: cytidine deaminase activity; RNA binding.
UGCACUAGGGUUAUCACUCCACUUAGCCUCACCCUCACCCUCUCUUUCCCCCUCUCUCUUUAUCUGACACUCUCACACAGUCGCAGAAAGUCAUGGCUGACAGAAACAGCCGCUUCGGCGUCAAAAGGAAAGAGAAGAAAGCGGAAAACAAAGCCAGUGACGAGAAGGACAAAGAGAAGGAGAAAGUAAAGGAGAAAGCGGUGAAAAAGCCUGACAAAGUUGUGAAAAAGACAGAGAAGGCCCCAGAGCCACCCAAGACAGAUGAAGGGAAGAGGAAUGGGGAAGGUGGAGAAGCCGCUGGAGGAGAGGCAAAGAACAGUGAGGAGAAUGGAGAGUUUCAGCCCAUAGAACUGCCACCGUUUGAGAUCAUCAGAGGGGAACAGAUGAGCCUGUUCUACUUCAAGUUUCAGUUCAGGAAUGUGGAGUAUUCAUCAGGGAGGAACAAGACCCUACUGUGUUUCAGAGUGGAUACAGCAGGAGGCAGCACAGAGCCUCUGAAAGGUUAUAUGGAGGAUGAACAUGCCACCGCACACGCUGAGGAGGCCUUCUUUCAGCAGGUGCUCCCUAAUUCCAACUCUUCCCAGGAGUACGAUGUCACAUGGUACGUAUCCUCCAGUCCUUGUGUUGCUUGUGCUGCCAAAUUGGCCAACAUCCUCCGCCAGCGCAAAAAGCUUCGUCUCUGCAUAUUCUGCUCUCGGCUCUUUGAGUGGGAGCAGCCAGAGAUAGUGGAAGGGCUCAAAGCUCUGGUGAGCGCUGGCUGUAAACUGCGGAUGAUGAAGCCAGCUGACUUCCAGCAUGUUUGGGAGACGUACGUGGACAAGGAAGACCAGACUUUCACACCUUGGGAGGAUUGUCAGGAAAACUAUGAGUACUAUAUGGAGAAACUGGCUGAUAUCCUCAAGUAGAUAUUGUGGAGAAGACCUCCUCAGCGACUGAACUACUCUUUACAUGUUUGUUCCAACCACAUCUGCAGAUGAAUUUGUUGAAAUAUUCAUGGUAGCAUUUUAUUUUUUUUAUUUAUCAUAGAAAGAUACAGUAUGCUUUGAUGACAUUUUAUAGCAUCAUUCAUUUAAAUAUAGUAUAAAAUACAGUACCUGGUUUUCUUUACAAAAAUAAAGCAACAAUAAACACUGCUGAACUGUUUUCGGCAUAAAUUGAACAUGGCUAACAUAUCUGCUGA